Molecule: messenger RNA, 2337 nt
Organism: Aspergillus melleus
Lineage: Eukaryota; Fungi; Ascomycota; Eurotiomycetes; Eurotiales; Aspergillaceae
Product: putative C6 transcription factor
Exons: 3
Coding region: 1-2337 (778 amino acids)
Biological process (GO): positive regulation of transcription from RNA polymerase II promoter by galactose; DNA-templated transcription
Cellular component (GO): nucleus
Molecular function (GO): RNA polymerase II cis-regulatory region sequence-specific DNA binding; DNA-binding transcription factor activity, RNA polymerase II-specific; zinc ion binding
Source: RefSeq, a predicted model, not a curated record
AUGUUCCAUACAUUCGAGGGAUUCGAGAACCCCACGGGUAUGAUUCAAACCCGGGGGCGUAACGAACGUCAGCCUUCGGUCGGUCGGCGGGUUACGACGCUUCGCGCCUGCACAUCUUGCAGACAUCGGAAGAUCAAGUGUGACGGGGAAAAGCCCUGUGAAGCAUGCAGGUGGUAUAAAAAGGCAGAUCAAUGUCAUUAUUCCGAUCCUCGACCGUCUCGGAGACAUGUGGAGAAGCUCUCUACCACACUCGAUGAGUAUCGAGGGGUUCUCGAGAAGCUCUUCCCCACGGUGGCACCGGAGACCCUGGUCAAUUUGCCACGCGAGAAGCUCGUGGAGCUAAUGGCCAAGGGUGCUUCACCGGGGCAUGCUCAGGUGCCACAGCCCCAUCAUCCAGCGUCGCCGGCUACCUCUGCCUCGGUUGACGCGCAUGUGUCGCCCAUGUCCCAUGAAGAUGGCAACCUCGAGUCGCUACAGACGAUGCCUGAAGAUUCCGACGUUCGAAAUCUGGGCGGUGCGGAGAUGACCAACGGCAUUUCUGACGAUGUAAACGCCCUUUCCCUCUCCGCUCGACAGGCCUCCUCAUAUCUGGGGGUCUCUUCCAUAAACGCAGUGCUCAAGGUGAUUGUCUGGCUCGACCCUGGCUGCUUGGGCUACUUUUCUCGCACUCCGGCUGUCAACCGCCAGGACACGGCCAUGGACUACCCUCCCCCUCCUCCUCUUUCAGACACCCAAACUUGGGGGUCCUCUCAAGCUCAGCCCGACACACCCCCGCAGCCCCAGUUGCAAGUCACCGAUCAACAGCUCCUCGACGCCUACUUCACAUAUUUCCACCCCUUCGUUCCCAUGCUAGAUGAGCAGUGCUUCCGCGAGACCUAUAUCUCCGGUCGGCGGAAAGACGAUCGCUGGCUGGGGCUACUCAACAUUGUCUUUGCGCUCGGCAGCAUUGCCGCGGGCACAGCGGACGAGGUGUCUCAUAAAACAUAUUAUGCACGCUGCAAGAGAUACGUGAGCCUGGAGUCCCUAGGCUCCUCGCACAUGGAAACCAUCCAGACACUCGGUCUUCUGGGUGGCUUUUAUCUCCACUACAUCAGCCAGCCAAACCUGGCGUACUCGCUGAUGGGAGCGGCACUGCGCAUGGCUGCCGCCUUGGGAUUUCACAAAGAAUUUUCGGACAGCCCAGACGGGCCUAAGAAGCAGAUGAUCUCGUCGUCCGAUCUUAAACGGCGAGUAUGGUGGUCUCUGUUCUGCAUGGACACUUGGGGUGGGAUGACUCUCGGUCGUCCAAGCAUGGGCCGGUUUGGCCCGACCAUCACGGUCAAGUUGCCCCAUUGUCGAGAAUCUGAAAACGUGCUCGAUAUACUCCCACUACUUGAGAACGUCCGGUUUUGCAAGAUCGCUACUCAGAUACAAGAAGUCCUGGCUGUGUCGCCGUUGACGAGACAUCAUGAGAUGUUCCAUUUCGAUAACCAACUCCUCGAAUGGUAUGAGAAUCUUCCGUACAUUCUGAAGGAUCACGAGCCAUGCUCCGAGUCCAUUGCGAUCGCAAGGACGGUGAUGAAAUGGCGCUACUACAACCAACGCAUGCUGUUGUAUCGGCCAACGCUGCUGAGCUAUGCCAUGCGUCGGGUUCCCUACAUCGCGCUGCGAUCUGAAGAGCGUACCUCAAUCGAACGGUGUCGCGAGAUCGCAGAGGCCACCAUCCAAAAUAUCGCAUCCACAGCGCAGUCGCAUGGGAUGUCGGGGUGGAAUGCCGUCUGGCUUCUGUUCCAGGCCACGAUGGUUCCGCUCCUGGGGCUGUUCCUCAACGAUAGCACCACCAACGACCCUAGAGCAAGCAUCGAAUCAUGCCAAGGACAGGUAGAGAUGGCAAUGCUUAGUCUCGCACAGUUGCAGCCAUGGAGCCCGACCGCCAAGCGAACGCUUGAUGCCGUCGCCCGCAUUUUCGAGGCCAGUAAACGAGGACCUGACAUGGGCGGCGACAUCAGCGGUCACUACGCGACUCCGCGGGACAGCAUUAUCUCCGGCGUCGUUCCUCCUGCUAUUCUGCCCUCGCAGAAUGAAUUCGGCCGGGGAGUCAUGGUGGCCAACGAGGUCAGUUUUACGGAUCCGUUUGCGCCGUCGUUCAUGGACGACUCGGCUGGACAGCAGCUGUGGGACUUUCUCAGCUGGAGCGACAGCAAUCUGUGGCCUGGCAUUGCUGAUCUGGACUGUUCUCCGGAGACCAACCUGUUUGGGUCGGAUGAAAAGAGCCUGAAGUACAGCAACAAUGCCUCGGCUUUUUUCGGCGUGAACGAUUCUGCCUAUUAUCCGAAUCCCCCGCUAGCUUUUUACUAG